AUGUCCAUGGACUGGCGUGGAGGUGAAAGGCUACUUAUAGGCUUGUUUGUGAUGCUUAUCCUGAGGCUCAGCUGCUGUGCUGGACAGAGCUAUGAACGCUGGGAGGCCGGGUCCUCAUGCUAUGGAGGGUUUGACCUCUACUUUGUGCUGGACAACUAUGUGGACGCAUAUGGAACCAUUUACCAUAAAAACAGUAACUAUGAGGACAACAACCCACCUCCAGAUAACACAAAGAGCUUGGCUGAUCGCUCACGUCAGCUGGGAGCUUCUGUGUACUGUGUUGGAGUGAAGGACUUUAAUGAAACCCAGCUGGCAACAAUAGCUGACAGCAAAGAUCACGUCUUUCCUGUUAAUGAUGGCUUUGAAGCCCUGCAAGGGGUCAUUGAUUCGAUCCUGAAGAGAUCCUGUAUAGAAAUCCUCGCCGUGGAGCCCUCAAGUAUUUGUGCAGGAGAAUCUUUUGAGGUGGUAGUUCGAGGGAACGGAUUCCUUCACGCCCGUGAUGUGAACAGAAUCCUUUGCAGUUUCCGUAUCAACAACACCCUCACCGUGAUAUAUUACACCACACAUUUUUUAGUGGAACCCCAUCCAGAAGGGUUUGAGUGUGGCACGAGGAAGAUUAUUCAACAUUUAUUUCCUUUAGACCAUAAAUCUCCCCCGGAUCUGUUUCUCUGCUCUGUCCAUCAGACCGACGGAACGUUCUUGGCCAUAGCGCUGCUGAUACUGCUGCUGCUGAUCACUAUGGCGACACUCUGGUGGUUUUGGCCCUUCUGCUGCACAGUGAUUGUCCAUGAGCCACCGCCACCAGUCAUGGACGACAGUUCGGAUGAAGAGGAUGAAGCCUACCCAAAGAAGAAAUGGCCGACAGUGGACGCCUCGUAUUAUGGUGGGAGAGGAGUUGGCGGCAUCAAAAGAAUGGAAGUGCGCUGGGGAGAUAAGGGAUCCACUGAAGAAGGAGCCAAACUGGAGAAGGCAAAGAAUGCUCGGGUGAAGAUGUCAGAGCAAGAGUUUGAGUUUCCGACCAGUGGGACCCUAAACAAUGGCAUGCGGAAACCCAUCUCUCCUCAGAAGUGGUACUCGCCAAUCAAGGGGAAACUGGAUGCCCUGUGGGUGUGGCUUAGGAGAGGAUAUGACCGUGUAUCGGUGAUGAGACCUCAGCCGGGAGAGAAGGGUCGCUGCAUGAAAUUUACCCGUGUGAAAUCCUGCCCACCGCCUCGGUACCCGCUUUACAACAACCCGUCGAGCCACAUCUACAGCCUCCCCCACAGCAGAUGCCCUCCUGUCCCGCAGGGCACCCUGCCGCCCACCCCGCGCUGCUCCGCCCACUCUCCAACCUCCACCCCGCCCCCAACAUCCAUAACCCCUCCCCCUUACACACCACCUCCAGCCAGAGCUCUUCCUCCUACCUGUCUGAACAUCAAUGUGACUCUGCCUCCUCCUCCACCCACACCGCCGCCAGCAACAAGCUUCCUACCGCCCUCGUCACCCAGCACCUUGCCUCCGCCCCCUCAGGCGGCUCCGCCCGGACGAGCCCCGCCCCCUUCUCGUCCACCGCCUCGCCCAGGCCCUGAUGAACCACAGUGCUACCAGGAUUGAGUAGAUCCAAGUAAUUUGCACAAGAAAAACUGCUGGAUACGCAGUUACAAAAAUUAAGCACUAAACUUUUCAAGCAUUAGAAAAGAGCAACGUGAUUGUUAUAAAUGACAAUGGUUGCAAAUGGGAUUUAACGUGGCAGUGACUGUAUUAUUGCAUACUGGAUUCUGAUUAGGUUGACAAACAUUCUAAGGCGUUAAUUUUCUAAAACUGCACAUCUAUGAAGUAGCUCGAGGUUUGUUGACUUUCAAUAUCACCUUGCCUUGUUCUUUAUUAAUUGUUUUGAGGUUUCAAAUGAACAGAACGUCAAAGAGAGUCAGAUGAAAAAAAUCAAAGAGAUAAUAAAUUAUAAGCAUUUGGAGUUUUUAAAAUGAAAAAUGUAUUUGAUUUGCAUAGAAAAUUUCCAUCCAUUUGGAUUACACAGUUCACAUGAACAAACAAAUAAACAAUGCGAUGCAUAUUCGUCAGUCACUCAAAAACAGGUAGGAUUUUUGCAAUAGUACUAAUAAACUGAAUGAGUUUACACAAUAGCCAGGUUUAUAUAUUUAUCAUCAAUAAAUCAAUCUCACACAUUUUAAUUAUUCGAAUAUUGCUUGUUGCACAGCUAGCUGUAUUUCAACCAUUCUUAAGUGAAUGAACUGAACUGUUUUAUGCCGAUUCUAAACAAAUUUAAUAAAUGCAUUCUGAAUUA
Molecule: messenger RNA, 2281 nt
Organism: Sinocyclocheilus grahami
Lineage: Eukaryota; Metazoa; Chordata; Actinopteri; Cypriniformes; Cyprinidae
Product: anthrax toxin receptor 1-like
Exons: 12
Coding region: 1-1593 (530 amino acids)
Cellular component (GO): cell surface; plasma membrane
Molecular function (GO): transmembrane signaling receptor activity
Source: RefSeq, a predicted model, not a curated record